This is a messenger RNA of Scomber japonicus (chub mackerel), 577 nucleotides long. It is a transcript of the gene org, whose product is annotated as oogenesis-related gene. NCBI's taxonomy places the organism in Eukaryota, Metazoa, Chordata, Actinopteri, Scombriformes, Scombridae. The annotation marks the transcript as partial. The record is from RefSeq and is a predicted model, not a curated record. The transcript is spliced from 4 exons.
CCUGCACGCCAGAGCCUCUCCGGCCGCAAGCGCCUGCACCGGGUCACCCGCCUGCUGUUGACCAUCCUGCCUCGCUGGUUGCAGGGCGCCCUGGGCUACCCUGUGUCCAGCAGCAUCGGGCGCUCCCUCUCCCCAGAGGUCCGAGUCUCUCCUACUAAACCUUGUGGGAAGGGCAGCAAGAGAAAGCAGGAUGAGUUGGAUGAGGAGGAAGAUGAUGAGGAAGAGCAUCAGACCUGGGUGGAGGCUCUCACACAAGAACUUCAUGAUGAAGACCCUUUAGAGGAUCCUGAUUACGAGCCCAGUACUGUAGAGACGGAGAGCGAAGAGUACUGCUCGCACAACAACACUGAAAGUGAUAUUGAGGUUCAGGACAAGGGUGCAGUCAUUAUUGAAGAUGUGAACACAGAUGUUGUGCCAUCUACAGACUUGACAAAAGCCAACAAAAGUCCCCGUUAAUAAACCUUGUAGUGAGGAGCCUCUCACACAAGAACUCAUUGGAGGAUCCUCAUGAGGACUACAGGAUGUUGAGCCAUCCACUCCAGCUGAAGUCUCUUGCCCUGCUGUUUAAUGUUUAAAU